Molecule: messenger RNA, 1656 nt
Organism: Aspergillus terreus NIH2624
Lineage: Eukaryota; Fungi; Ascomycota; Eurotiomycetes; Eurotiales; Aspergillaceae
Product: GMC family oxidoreductase
Exons: 3
Coding region: 1-1656 (551 amino acids)
Molecular function (GO): flavin adenine dinucleotide binding; oxidoreductase activity, acting on CH-OH group of donors
Source: RefSeq, a predicted model, not a curated record
AUGGGCCCUACUGGUACCAAUUGGGACUUUAUCGUCGUGGGUGGUGGUCCCGCUGGAUGCGCACUGGCAUCGACGCUCGCUCGCUCGGCGAAGCGACCUCAGGUGCUGCUGCUGGAGGCGGGUUGUCGGAAUGAGGACAAGAACCUGCGAGUCGAUGGCCAGCGGUGGACCACCUUCAUGAACGGUGACAUGAACUGGGGAUACAAGACCACUCCGCAGGAGCAUUGCAAUGGGCGGCAGAUUGACUAUUCCCGGGGGAAGGUGCUGGGCGGCAGCUCUGCCAUCAAUUUCGGCGUGUAUACUGUCGGCGCGCGGGAUGACUACGAUGAAUGGGCGUCUUUGGUCGGCGACGAGAGUUUCUCCUGGAACAGCAUGCAGAAGCGCUUCAAACGGCUGGAGACGUUUCAUGGCACCAUCGCCGAUGAGAAAAACGCGAAAUACGCCGGCCCCAAGAGCUCCGAUCACGGAUCCGGAGGUGACCUGCGCGUGGGCUACGCAGCUGAAUGGGAGCAGGAUCUGCCUCUCAUGAUGGAUGUCUUUGAGCAAGCUGGCCUUGCGCGCAAUCCCGAUCACAAUUCCGGUGAUCCCUUGGGCAUGGCUCUAGUGAUCAACUCCUCCCAUCAGGGACAACGCGUGACCGCGACUGACCUCUUGCGUAAUUCCCCUGACAACCUGUCUAUUAUCACGGAGACACCUGUCCGGCGUUUGAUACUCGAUGGAUUGAAAGCGAUUGGCGUGGAAACAGCCGGUUCUCAAUAUCCUGAUGCACUCUGGCAUCGGUCCCCGCGACCGAGCUCCAGAAAUUUCAGAUCCCCGUCGUCAAGAAUCUUCCUGCGAUCGGCCAGGGUCUUCGCGAUCACUUCUUCGCUCCUCUCUGCUUCCUCCGCAACCCGUCGACGAACGACCGCAACAGCUUCUUCGGUGACAGGCGGCGAUGGAUGCGGCCCCUGGAGCUGUGGAAAAAAGACGGCACUGGGCCGUGGGGCUAAGCAUUCGUGUCAGAUCGCGGCCGGAUGGUUCAAAUCUGAUCGUCUGACGGCGUCGCCGGAGUUUCAGGCUCUUCCAGCGGCGACGCAGGAAUUCCUGCAACGCGCGACCAUCCCCCAUUACGAGUUCAUGACGCACUUUCCCAUUCAUCUCAUCAUGCCCGAGGUCACCAAGGACUACAGCUAUGUCUGCCUGUUGGUUUUCUUGAUGAACGAGCAGUCCAGCGGCGAGGUUCGACUGCAGUCGGCCAACCCGGACGAUCCCCUGCUCUUCGACCCCAAAUUCCUCUCGCACCCGUUUGAUCGUCGCGCCUGUAUCGAGACGUUCCGCGAGGCGCUGCAGGUGACGAAGCACGAGGCAUUUACUAAAGACACCGUGUCGACGUUGAUUGCGCCCGCGUCCGAGUCGGACGAGGACAUUCUGGAGUUUUGGAAAAACACCCUCGGGUCGAGUUGGCAUAUGACCGGGACCGUGAAGAUGGGCAAGGUCGGGGACAGCCAGGCAGCGGUGGAUAGUAAAUUCCGGGUGUUUGGUGUUGAGAACCUCCGCGUGGCUGACAUGAGUGUUGUGCCUGUGCUGACCAACAACCAUACCCAGGCGACUGCUUACAUGACUGGGUUGUCGUGUGCGGAUGGCUUGAUCGCUGAGUAUGGUCUUGACGUAGCAUAG